GUGACACGCGAGUCUUACAGUGGACCGAUGAACAGAGCUUUAUCGAGGACCGCCACGACGCUCGUCCGUUGACACGGUCAACAGCCUCAUAUAACCCUACGCUGCAAGUGCGUUGAGCGCGACCCACAACGUCCGUCUUCUGGUCAGGAUGACGGACUCGGAGAACAUAGACACGCUCUGCCGGUUAAACCCCGAUGUUCUUCUAAGUGUCUUCGAGCAUUCGCUGCCUGACGGCGGAUUGCGCUCACUGUCAUCGUCGUGCCGGUGGAUUCGAGAAGAAACCAUGCCUGUACUCUUCCGACGCUGCCUGGUCACUGUGGAAGAGCCAAUCUGCGCAGAUAGGUUCCUCCCGCAAAGCUUGUGGCCCUAUGUAUAUCACCUUUCAUUGCUAGACGAAUGUCCUGAUCGCGCCGCCGCGAGACCCCACUCCUGGCGAAAAAAUCAACUGCACUUUACCGACGACCCCUUGUUAUGUGGCACCAUGGACCCCGAGUUCCUCAGAACCACGCUGCGAGCCAUGCCUCGCCUACAAUCGAUCUCACUGGACUUUAUGUGCCAAGAGUCACAUGGGUUGGGGUGGGAUAGCCUAGCGGCCGUCCUCUCAACGCCACAGCUCCGCAGUUUCACACUUGCUCAGUUUAUGUUCAGUCCGCGACAUUCCCUCACGACCGACAGCGUCGAAUGUCUCGCUCCGCUGACGACGUUCCGACACGAGCAACGUGUCUUGCGCGGCGAACUCCGUCGUUUCCUCUCCCAGGAGGCCGCUCUGGGCGUGGUGAUCGGGAAGCUGCGGCAUACUCUCGAAUGCCUUCUACUUGCUAGCGAGGUUGCGCCCUUCAGAACCCUAAUGGCCAAUCAAUGGCCACGCCUCAUUGAACUUCAUCUGAUUGGUGACUACUAUCCGAGCCCGGACUCUCAAAUCCCGUUCGUCACCCUUUUUGCCGAGAUGCCCAAGUUGCGUGUCUUGAAAUUGGAGCUCGCUCUGCACGAGUAUGUCGGCAAACAAAACCUACAGCUAUGGCCCUUUGAUCAUGAAGCACGAUUCCCGUGGCCAGACCUCAUUGACCUAGUCGUUUCGUUCCCGAGUCCCGAGGAUCGCAUUUACUCCCAUCUCCCCAGAUCGAUGCGACGCUUGUUGCUGCCAUGCACCCCACACCACUACUUCUACUCCUGGAAGCUGCACGGAUUGCAGCAUCUCCAUUCACCCAUAUUGUACGCUACGGAGAUGCUAGAGAUCCUCGCAAACGUUGAUGCCCCUCAUCUUGACGAGCUCCGUUUGGAAUACCGUGCGGACGCCGCAGAAGACGAACUUCUGGCCUGCGUAGCCCAGAGGUUCCCUCAGCUCACAUCAUUGGAGAUGCAUCGAUUCCGAUCAUCCGCUGGUAGUAGUGUCACCGCUACCGGUAUUGGGUUGCGGCUAGCAAAACUCGAAAAUCUGCUCACGCUGCGACUCUACGACGAUGCUACACCUCACUCCAGCUUUGCGACGCUGCAGCAAAAUGCGGCUGUUAUCGCAGAUAAGCUCGCGUGCCCGGACGUCAGGCUGUGGUUGUUGCAGGUCGGCAACGAGACCCUCUGGUACCCGUUUCGCCUUGUAGCACAGCAAGGUAUCGACGAGGAACCGCGGGUAGAGGUCGACCCGCUAGGCCACAGCGGUGUGCGAGUGUUUCCUUACGAUGAUACUGCACUAUACAGAUGAUUAUGCUGCUGUUCCAUAUACAGCACGUAGCAGGUAUCCUUUCUUUACGUGUAUGGUAUGUUGCUCAUGUAUCCCCUACUCAGUACUAUCUUCUAUUCAUCCUCGAAUCGUGAGGGGACGGCAUCCGGGUCAGUAGUAGUCGAGCUGACUUA
Molecule: messenger RNA, 1851 nt
Organism: Rhodofomes roseus
Lineage: Eukaryota; Fungi; Basidiomycota; Agaricomycetes; Polyporales; Fomitopsidaceae
Exons: 5
Coding region: 149-1699 (516 amino acids)
Source: RefSeq, a predicted model, not a curated record